AUGGUGACGUCUUUCCAGUCUUUUACUGGACAAAACAUUCUUACAACCUGUUUGCCUUUUCUAGUGGGAUAUUCGACAGUUGCUCUUAAUCAUGUCAUCGAUUUUAAAGAAAAGAAACAGGAAAUCGUCAAGCCAGUAUCUCCUUCAGAGUUGUUUCCAUCUUUGCCUGUUGUACAAGGGACAUCUAAACGAAUUAAAGUCUUAAACCGGCUAACACUUGUUGUUUCUGAUCCUUCCCAUUGUAAUCUCUUGAGAUCAACAUCUACAAAUAUAAGGUUAUAUGACAUCAUAGCAGUAUUUCCUAAGACUGAGAAACUGUUCCAUAUUGCUUGCACAACUCUAGAUGUGGAUCUGGUAUGCAUAAAUGUAACAGAAAAGCUGCCAUUCUACUUCCGAAGACCCCCUGUGAACGUGGCGAUAGAUCGAGGCAUUUACUUUGAACUUCUUUACACGCCUGCCAUCAAAGACUCCACAAUGAGAAGAUACACAAUUUCAAAUGCGAUCAGCCUGAUGCAGAUCUGCAAAGGAAAGAACAUUGUUAUGUCUAGUGCGGCUGAAAGGCCUUUAGAACUACGAGGUCCUUACGACGUAGCUAAUCUAGGUUUGCUGUUUGGCAUGUCAGAAAGCGAUGCCAAGGCAGCUGUGUCUACCAACUGCAGAGCCACCCUGCUUCAUGGAGAAACACGGAAGAGUGCCUGUGGGGUAGUAUACACAGUGAAGAAGCCUCGCAAAGUUGAGGAGGAAGAAAUGACACUGCCAGCCUGCAAAAAGGCCAAGACUCAAGGUUGAGAACUGAACCAAUUGUCAACAGGAACCUCUACCCCAUCUUUUACCUAGUGCUGUGUCUUCCUCCCACCUCCAGCUGGCUCAGUUCCUCACUUCCUAUUUCAUUUAGUCUGGAGAUCAAUUAUUCUUCUGGUGUUCAAGUGAGAGAGCUGUGGGAAUAGGACUGCUGAAUAGUUCACCACAUCUGAAAGAUCAUCCUCUGCUGGGCUUCUGGCCAAGGCUGGGAUAGCACCUCUCCGCCCUGUCACAGCUCUUCUGGAAUUGGGGCAAACUCCACACAACGCUUCUAACAUGUGGGAAUUUUCAGUUGUAUGUUUUUUUUUUAUUAUUAAAAAUAUUUUCAAGAACACAUCCAUUUAAAGUCUAGCUCUUGUGGCUUCUCAGGUUUUAAAAUGCAUCUCUGUACUAAACCUUACAACUGCAAGUGAGUAGAUAAAAGUUCCUUUCAGUGGCCUAUGAGGAAUAACUGUGCAGUAAAAAAAAAGUGCUUCCCCUUCUGUUUUGGAGUCAGGGACUGUAAAGAAGAUCACAGCAUCUGUCACUUCUUAGGAGAUGCCUUGGAUUUGUAUUACAGCAGCACCGACUGACCUGACCCGCUAGACCUACUGCAUGUGCACAUCCAAAGGCUGUCCUUGUCCUGAAGGACUUAAAACCAAGCAGUAACAUGAGACAGUUAGCACAGAUGGAAAGGAAGAGCCCAAGGUUACACCGAAUGUGUGCUCAGUGUGAUAAGUUGCAGCAUAACAGCUGUCUCACCUGGACCUGAGCAGUCGCCCUGUCACAAUUUUUACUGCAUCAUUUCCUUUGUGUGUCCUGGUCUGGCAGUGUUGCCUACAGGAGUGUUUGCUUUGUUGUGUCCAGCCUCUCCUUUUUCCUUCCUGUUACUGCCUCGGUAAACCUACUCUGGCUGCCAAAAAAGCAAUCGUAACAGAUUUAUAAACAGCAGAGUGCUUUUAGAGCUCUUCCAAAUGUUGACUGAAGCUUUUUUUUUUUUUUUGAUAAACCAAUAUAAAAAUUAUGUAAGAUACUGUGGUAAGCCCUUGAGCCAGCUUUGCUUUGAAUAUUCCAGUCCUUCAUUUGUAUCUGACAACAAACCGAGAUGUGCAAAUUACAGUAUGUAAAAUACUCAGUAUGUGAAAUACUGCAGAAAGCUUCUUGUAGGAUCUCUCUGAACUUUUUUGUUGACUGGAUAAAGCAAAAUGAAUGGAGUUUUCAGUAGACUAACAGUUCUAUAAAAUUCUGGGUGUAUGUCACAACAGCUUUUGCUUUGACAAAAAAAAAAAAAAAA
This is a messenger RNA of Struthio camelus australis, 2074 nucleotides long. NCBI's taxonomy places the organism in Eukaryota, Metazoa, Chordata, Aves, Struthioniformes, Struthionidae. The record is from RefSeq and is a predicted model, not a curated record.